UAUUAAAAAUCUCAAUAAACUAAAAAUAUUAUUAUUAUUAUUCUCUGCAAAAUUUCAAUCUCAUUCUUUCUUCUCCAACUAACCAUGUCUUCUUCUUCUGUCACACAAACAAAAACAGAACAACAACAUUUGAUGAAAUCGAGAAAACCCAGAAACCAAAUCCAAAACCACCACAAACCCAUUUCAGAAAUGGAUCAACAAACCCAAACCACUCGUUCCAACUUCACAAUCUCAUCUCUUCUUCUCUCCACACUCUCCAAUGAAACCGCUGUUUCUCAGCAACCCACCAACAAAAAGAUCAACUUUUUAUCUGCGGCAGCUAGUUUCAGAGGUUUGGGAUGCACUGCCGGGGCUUCUCAGCAAGUGUCGGUGCCGGCGGUGAUUCGUGCUUCUGCAGAUUGGACUCAUCAAGGGAAGAAAACCAGAAAAAAGAAGCAUAAGAGGGGUUCUGCAGGAGGAAGUAGCAGGAAUAGUAGUAAUGAUGGUUCUUCUGCUGCUACUUGUGUUGAUUUUCAAGAUGUUUGGUGUGGACCUGCUGCUUCUGUUGAUUGUGUGGUUUCAAAGAAGAAUGUGUCUUCAAGGGCUAAGAUUGAUUUGGAAAAGAUAACUCACAGAGAGCCUUCAUCUUCAUUCCGAAGGCGUACUACUACUGUCUAUCCAGAAGCCUUCUCUUUUCCGGAUACGGAUCCUGAAAUUUUCACGGCAUGCUCUUUUGGAACUUCAGCAUACCCUCGCCAUAUCAGAGAUCUCUCUUCUGAUGAUUUAUCUGAGAUAAUGGUGCUUCAAGGAAGAAUACUAAUGGGAGGAGGACGAUACAAUUCGCGCGACCUUUUCAGAGAUUUGAGACUAGAUGUUGAUAACAUGUCAUAUGAGCAAUUGCUUGAACUUGGUGAGAGAAUCGGUCAUGUCAAUACUGGACUUAAACAAGAUGAAAUGGAACCUCACAUAAGGAAAACUAAACUUCGAUUCUCCGAUGAUGCAUCAAAACAUCAAGUAGACAAAAAAUGCAGCAUUUGUCAGGAGGAGUUUGAAGAAGAUGAUGAGAUUGGGAAGCUGAAGUGUGAUCAUUUGUAUCACUUUGAAUGCAUACAACAAUGGGUUGCACACAAAAAUUUCUGUCCUGUGUGUAAGGAGCAGGUUGCAGCUAGACAUUGAGUGAAAAUUUCUUCUCAUGUUUCACUAAGACAAUAGAUGUAUAAUUUUUCAUAUCUCCAUAUAACUAUCAAUUUUUCAUUUUUUGGUGAUCAAUCAUCAUUUCAUCUUGGAACUUUUAGCCUCCUUUUUGAGGUGUCAUUGGAUGAAACAAUGGAUUCAUUUUCAUUGCCACAGUCCUAGGAUUUAUGUAUUGCAAAAACAAUGUAAUCAAAUCUUGGAGUCAAGGAUGUCAAAACCUUCUCAACCUUCACUAGCUCACUCACAGUUUCACCACAUGCCUUCAUUUGAUUAAUCUCCACUCGAGAUAAAGGCUGUACAAUUUUUGCACAAACUCUCUUGCUGAUUUUAUAUGACACUCAUUCAUUUAUUUUCUUAA
Messenger RNA from Vicia villosa (hairy vetch), 1531 nucleotides. RefSeq lists its product as uncharacterized. The record is from RefSeq and is a predicted model, not a curated record. The transcript is spliced from 5 exons. Bases 85 to 1155 code for a protein of 356 amino acids. Lineage: Eukaryota; Viridiplantae; Streptophyta; Magnoliopsida; Fabales; Fabaceae. Gene Ontology annotation, molecular function: ubiquitin protein ligase activity.